This is a messenger RNA of Colletotrichum abscissum, 381 nucleotides long. Its product is annotated as nuclear transport factor 2. NCBI's taxonomy places the organism in Eukaryota, Fungi, Ascomycota, Sordariomycetes, Glomerellales, Glomerellaceae. The record is from RefSeq and is a predicted model, not a curated record. The transcript has 6 exons. Gene Ontology annotation, molecular function: nuclear import signal receptor activity. The coding region runs from base 1 to 381 and encodes 126 amino acids. Gene Ontology annotation, cellular component: nuclear pore central transport channel. Gene Ontology annotation, biological process: protein import into nucleus.
AUGGCGAACAACUUCGAGGAAAUCGCAAAGCAGUUCAUCGAGUUCUACUACAACCAGUUCGACUCGGACCGCAAGGGACUUGCCAGCCUCUACCGGGAGCACUCUAUGCUGACUUUCGAGUCUGCUUCUUCCCUUGGUGUCAACUCCAUCGUUGAGAAGCUCACCUCCCUCCCCUUCGAGAAGGUCAAGCACCAGGUCACCACCCUCGACGCCCAGCCCACCGCCGAUGGCGGCAUUAUCAUCCUCGUCACUGGCCAGCUUCUGGUCGAUGAGGAGCAGCGCCCCAUGAACUACACUCAGGCUUUCCAGCUUCUGCGUGAUCCCGCCUCUGGCAGUUACUUCGUCUACAACGACAUUUUCAAGCUUGUGUACGGUGCAUAA